UUUCUGGGAGCUGCGGCCACUUACUUCUUUUCUCCGCUGGGAGCCGUUGCGUGCCACGGGAAAUCUGCUUCCCGGGCCUCCAUGGGUGGAAUGAAGUUAGCCACGGCUUAGCCUUUGACUUAGGGGACUCUGUGGGGCUGGGCUGCGUCCCGGAGCAUCCUUCUCGACCAACGGGACUAGUGUAAGCCCCACCAAAGCAGUUACGGUAACCUGCGGACUCUCCCGCCCUGUCCUCACCCCUGGUGAUUUCCCGUCUCAUCUCCCUGACUCCUACCGGCCAUGGGCAGCCGAGACUACCUGUUCAAGGUGCUGGUGGUGGGAGACGCCGCGGUGGGCAAGACGUCUCUCGUCCAGAGGUACUGCCAGGACAGCUUCAGCAAACACUACAAGUCCACCGUGGGAGUGGACUUUGCUCUGAAGGUUGUCCAGUGGUCUGAUUCAGAAAUGGUGCGACUCCAGCUAUGGGAUAUUGCCGGCCAAGAGCGAUUCACCUCCAUGACUCGUCUGUACUAUCGGGAUGCCUCAGCAUGUGUCAUCAUGUUUGAUGUCACUAAUGCCACCACCUUCAGCAACAGCCAGAGGUGGAAGCAAGACUUGGAUUGUAAGCUCACACUGCCCAGUGGGGAGCCUGUGCCGUGCCUGUUAUUAGCCAACAAGAGUGACCUAUCCCCAUGGGCAGUGACUAGGGACCAGAUUGACCGGUUCAGCAAAGAGAAUGGUUUCACUGGCUGGACUGAAACGUCAGUCAAGGAGAAUAAAAACGUUAAUGAAGCUAUGAGAGUCCUUAUCGAACAGAUGAUGGCCAAUACCAGGGAAGGCAGCACAUCUCUGUCCACACAAGGUGACUACAUCAACCUGCAAACAGUAUCCACACCUGGCUGGACCUGCUGUUAAUUGUGUGCAGCUUUCUCCUUAUCUUGGAUGGGGAAGGUCUGACCAUCUCUUCGUUUUCCUUCCCUACUCACUCAGCUGCCUAAUUAAGAACUGGUGAUGAAUCUUCUACUGAGAAAACACCAGCCUUGUUCCUUUAGAGCAUUUUCUUCUGACCCAGCAGGCUGGUACCUCAUUACUCAGACAAGACCUAUGAGUUCCUGUGUAUAUUUCUGCAUUGGUUGGAUAUCUGCUCUGAGUUACUCCCGUGGCACAGGCUGUAUGGCCCAGGUAGCAGGAUCGAAGUGGGGCCCUUUAUGUGCCCUUUCCUAAGACCUGGCUGGAAUUUUAUUAGAGUAAGUGUAGAUGGAAGACAGCACACUUUUUCAUUAUAAACCGCAACUGUUCUUGAGGCUAUCAUUCCUUGAUGGCAACAUCCUGACUUCAGACCAAGAGAACAAAGAUCAAGAUGUUUUCUUGCCAAACUCUUUUGUGGAUCAUUACUUUUGUAGUUCUCUCUGUCCUGGACUUUGGAUUGACUUUGGAUUUAAGUGUCUAAUUCUUGUCUGGCCAUCUGCAGAAGCCCUUGUGUUGCAGUUGUGGUUUUGAAAGGUUCUGAAAUCGUAAUGGGCUUUCUUUCUCCCUCUCCUUAACAAUGGUGGAACUUUUAAUCCAUCUGUCCUGUGUGAUGAGAGUAUCUCUCUUCCUAAACAUGGCAUGGAGGAAAUGACUAGGAAGUCUUUCUGGGGUCUUUUUACUUACAAUACAAGAGCACAGUUUUAUAGACUGACUGGUUAAUGGGGAACCUGAUGUUCAUUCAACUCAGCAAAAGACGUUAAUUGACUAUGAUGUGCCUCUCAGGUAGAAAUGGGACUUUGAAGUCCCCUGAAUCUGAGAGAAGGAGGAAACAAAGGGAAGGGGAGAGGUGAACAAGACUGGAUUCUGAGGGGCUAUUUAGCUCAUGGUACAAGGUUUAUAGCUGUAGAAAGGUUGUGUGGUCCUGAAGAUAAGGAGGUUUACUACAAAUGUAACAUUAAGCACAAUAAAUCCCAUGAUUCUA
This is a messenger RNA of Trichosurus vulpecula (common brushtail), 1930 nucleotides long. It is a transcript of the gene RAB29, whose product is annotated as RAB29, member RAS oncogene family. Gene Ontology annotation, molecular function: GTPase activity; GTP binding. NCBI's taxonomy places the organism in Eukaryota, Metazoa, Chordata, Mammalia, Diprotodontia, Phalangeridae. The transcript is spliced from 6 exons. Gene Ontology annotation, biological process: vesicle-mediated transport. Gene Ontology annotation, cellular component: vesicle; trans-Golgi network; Golgi apparatus. The record is from RefSeq and is a predicted model, not a curated record. Bases 280 to 894 code for a protein of 204 amino acids.